GUAGGUGGGCGUGUUCGUCGUUGGAGUGACUUUCUUUAGCUCUAAACUUUCAACUUGGGCUUUCUUCAUGGUCUUGCUGCUUGACUGACUUACUGCACAAUAUUGAAGAGUUGCAAGGAGGCAUGGAGCUACUGGACAUAUCAAGAAGCCAUGAGGACAAUCCUGAUUUCAAAGAGGGGCUUGCAAAGCUUGAGGCCGUAACUGGUAAUCUUGAAAGAAAGCUAAAGCGACUGGUCACUUUAUGUCAGGAGCGUCAAGAGGCAGCAAAGAAAGAGAGAAAGCUCACACAAGAACUGGUGACUCAGUUUGAAGAGCUAGGAUCUAAUGAUCUUGACAGCACCUCCAGCACUGCGGCUUCAGUUGAAGUAAUCACGACAUCAUUGAGACAACUCAUUGACAACCAGGAGAGAAUGUUUGAGCAAAUCAAUAUUGGAAUCGUGAAGCCAUUGCAACACUUCCUCUCUCAAGAGCUGGAGGGCUUGAAGGUGUGCAGGAAGAACUAUAAGAAGGCCCACUCUGAAGCCUUACAAGCGACUGAUAGGUUUGGACAAUGCAAGAAGUACGAGAUGAACUUAAUGACUGAACUGGCCAGUGUCUUGUUUGAAGCUCGCUACAGCCUCCAUAAAGCAGCCUGUCACUACGCCAUGGAUCUCAACUUGCUCCAGUCCAAGAGAAUCCCUGACUUCCUACAAAGAAUUGUUGACUUCAUGACAACGCAGCUCUCGUACUUUCACUUGGGUCACGUGACAGUCAAAGACACGGAGCUGCACAUUACAACCCUCUACACCACCCUGGAGAGUCUUCGCAGCGAGGCCACCACUAGAGAUGCUGAGCAGAGGACUCAAGCCAGAGAGCUUUUGGAGAGAGUGGCUACCACCAGAGCACGACAUUUGUACCACCUGCAGACUCAGGAUCUGCAUAUUCCAGCAGACCAGGCCAAGGCCAGUAUCAGUCGAUUGCUGUCAAAGGUCACCUCUGAACCAUCGCUGGAGACCCUAUCAAUAGAACAAGAGCAGACGUCCAAAGAAACACUCACGAAACACGGUUAUAUGCACUAUGCUGAGCCUAAGACCUUUGGCACUACCUGGAUACGACUCUACUUCUCCAUACACAAGGGACAGCUGUUCUCUGAGGAGUCCAAAGUGAAGGUACCAAUCUCCCUGAGUCUCAACCUAUGCAGUGUCAAGCCUGCUGAAGCUGUGGACACAGAGCGUAACUUCUGCUUCAAAGUCAUCUCUCCUUUGCGCAGUUUGUUGUUGCAAGCUGAGAGCUCUGGUGAUAUGCAGGACUGGAUGAAUGUGCUCACCAACGGCAUAUCAGCAGCCCUCUUCAGUCAUAGGGACAGUGUGGGGAGUAUAGGAAGUAUAGGGAGUGCAGAGGGUGCAGAGGGUGACGUAUCACCACAUCCAGUGAAGCCACCUCGACCCAAGAAGAAGAGCUCCAUACUCAAAGAGAUCUAUUCAGUGCCUGGCAAUGAAGAGUGUGCUGACUGCAAGUCAGCAAAUCCUAAAUGGGCGAGUGUGAACCUCGGUGUGGUAGUAUGUAUUGAUUGCUCUGGAGUACAUCGCAGUCUGGGUGUGUAUGUGUCACAGGCACGCUCACUCACACUCGAUACCCUCAAGGCUGAGUGGGUACGACGCUUGAAGGAGAUUGGCAAUACUCGCUCUAACUCUGUGUACGAGGGCCAACUACCCGAGGACUUUGACAGAGCUCUGGUACGGAAGGGUGAUGAACGAAGGAAGUUUAUAACCGACAAGUACACUCACAUGCUAUACACCUCCGACAAAGAUAGGGAAAAGAUUCAACUAGAAAGACAAAGUGCUCGUAAUGAAAGUUUAAGAAAAUCAGGAGCUUCAGUUGUACCAGUGAAUGGUUCUGAGCCAAAGCAAGACGAAGUGGAAAAUGAUUGGGUGAAAGUGACAACUGUUGAGAAUGUGCCAGAGUUAAAGGACGGAUCAACAGAAGAGGUCACCGAAGAAACAAGCUCACAUGAUCAACCACAAGACACAGUUAUAGAACUGGCUCAAGUUGAACUCUCUGAGAGCACUGCAUAACUUUAUAAUUAAAUAACAGCUGGCUUAUUGAUUGCAUGCUAAUUAAUUUUGAAGUUAUAAAAUGACUUUUAAUAAUUUUGUAAUAUGAAAACAAGACAUACAUUGUAUACUGUAA
Halichondria panicea is the source of this 2169-nucleotide messenger RNA. Its product is annotated as arf-GAP with coiled-coil, ANK repeat and PH domain-containing protein 2-like. The coding region runs from base 123 to 2054 and encodes 643 amino acids. NCBI's taxonomy places the organism in Eukaryota, Metazoa, Porifera, Demospongiae, Suberitida, Halichondriidae. The record is from RefSeq and is a predicted model, not a curated record. Gene Ontology annotation, cellular component: cytoplasm. The transcript has 14 exons. Gene Ontology annotation, molecular function: protein binding; GTPase activator activity.